UGACCUAAGUCUACAUAAAUUUAUCUGAUGCCUCAUUCUUUCACGAUCAACGUCUUCGACAACACGAAACGCGGCUGAAACAAACGCACUGGUCUGGCUUUGAGAUUCACACAGAUUCAGUACAGCACAGAAAAAGUACUGCUCCAGUGAGGGUAAAGAUGCCCUACCCACCCACCCAGUGACCUCAAGAGGCAUCAACAACAUUCCCAUUCAACAUGAACAGCUCAGAGAUCACCGUCCCAUCUCUCUGGGCCUUUUCGAUCAACUCCAGCUCCGUCCUCUACCCACUCAACGCCACAGAGACCAAGCCAAAAGCAUGCGAGCAACUCCACAUCGCCACCGAGGUGUUCCUCAUCCUCGGCAUCAUCAGUCUUCUGGAGAACAUCUUGGUCAUCUGCGCCAUUGUGAAAAACAAGAACUUGCACUCGCCCAUGUACUUCUUCGUCUGCAGCUUGGCUGUGGCCGACAUGCUGGUGAGCGUCUCCAACGCCUGGGAAACCAUCGUCAUCUACUUGCUCAACAACCAACAGCUGGUGGUCGAAGAUCAUUUCAUCAGACAGAUGGACAAUGUCUUUGACUCCAUGAUCUGCAUCUCGGUGGUGGCUUCUAUGUGCAGCCUUCUUGCUAUAGCCGUCGAUCGCUACGUCACAAUUUUCUACGCUUUGCGAUACCACAACAUAAUGACGGUGCGACGGGCCGCCCUCAUCAUCGGAGGAAUCUGGACCUUCUGCACUGGCUGCGGCAUCGUCUUCAUAAUCUACUCGGACAACACGUCUGUCAUCGUGUGCUUGAUCUCCAUGUUCUUUAUCAUGUUAGCGCUCAUGGCUUCUCUUUACAGCCACAUGUUCAUGUUGGCCCGCUCUCACGUCAAGCGCAUCGCCGCCCUGCCGGGCUACAACUCCAUUCACCAGCGGGCCAGCAUGAAGGCAGCGGUCACCCUAACCAUUCUCCUGGGUAUCUUCAUCGUCUGCUGGGCUCCAUUCUUUCUCCACCUCAUCCUCAUGAUCUCCUGUCCCCGGAACCUCUACUGCACGUGCUUCAUGUCUCAUUUCAACAUGUACCUAAUCCUCAUCAUGUGCAACUCCGUCAUUGACCCGCUGAUUUACGCUUUUAGAAGCCAGGAGAUGCGGAAAACCCUCAAGGAAAUUAUCUGCUGCUACAGCCUGAGGAACGUCUUUGAAAUGUCCAGGUAACAUCCAACCAGGAAUGAAAUGAGAGAUGGGUGGACAAAAGAACUUCAAAAGUCAUUUCAUAAAAUAUGAAUGCCCCCCAGCCUGGCUGAUCUAGAUGGAAAAUAUUAUUUUUACAUUUGAAGACACAUGAUGUUGUUAAUGUAAAAUGAGGACAAACAAAUGUUAACUCUCCAAUGGAAGAUAGAGGUCACCAUAUCUGACGAGACAAAAGUGUAUAUGAAGGUUAUAUUUAGCAUAUUGUUGGUGAAUUAAGAAAGGCUGAGGACUUAAGAACCAUAUAAUCAUCAACAAUAGAAUUUAUUUCAGUCUUUCCAGGGACACCGUUUAUUGUACAAAUAAUAAAUUCAUGUCAAAUUGACAGCUUGUUUACAAAAGAUCACAACUCUGAGAUGGGAUGAUGUCUAUGGAAAGAAGUUUGAUUUAAAUAACAGCCCUCUCUUGUGUUAAAACACUAUAAUAUAUACACACUUUGUCAUCUAGACUGAACACAGAGAACAGUGUGCAUUUAUAAUAAGGACAGACCAAAUGUUACUAAAUUACCGUCAUACUCUUUGUGAUAUGUUUUUGAAGGCCCCAGAGAAAGACAUUGAAAGAUUGUGGGUAGAAAAACGAGCAGUUUCCCUGGAUCUUGAAAGACAAAUGGCUUUUGAGAAAAAAAAUGUCCACGUACGGUAUAUACUUGUAUAAUGUGUAUGUAUACAUGUAGCUACAAAGAAUAUACUUAAAGAUCGCGUAUCACAGGCGGUUUCUGCCAAUCUCAUAUUAAUCUUGAGCACUUAUACAGUAGUACUGCAUUUGUUGUAUCUUCGAAGAGUAUUUAGUUUAAUCAAAUUUAUAAAAGAGAGAUACAGCUGACGGAGACUGGCAACUAAUAGGAAUAGGAUCCAUUUGACGACACAAGGAUCCAGAACUAUAAAAAAAUCUGAAACAAGUUGGAGUGCUGGGGGAGUGUAACAAGUACAAAAAUACUAUGUCAUACGUCCAACUUAAUUUGACCAUGUUAAGCCUGAGAAGCAACACGUUUAUCAGUGUGAAGAGGUCAGAAUGCAUGACAUAGCAUGAUACCCGGUCUUUAAAUAUCUAUGCUUUUUUUAUUUAUUUUCUGGAAUGACACAAAAUACUUUCUCUCAAGAGACAGAAAUUAAAACUGUGGUUCUGCCUAAGUAUGCCUUGCAACAAAAUCAAAUCAAACAGUUAUUAGUAUAGUGUUAAUGUAACAUCUAUUGCAAGCUUUUUAAAUUGUCUAUGUUGAUGGUUUGUAUGGUACUGCUGAAUGUAAAACUUGGAAAGUGUGGAGUUAUUGUUGUUUUGAUGUACAGUAUUUAUUAGCCUUCAAGUAUGAUAUAAUCAUUGCAUAAAAAGACCAGUGGAUCUCAUUCACAAAAAAGUACAUGCAGAAUUCACCAAGUAGGGGAUCCUUGUUGGUCCUGGAACAUCAUUACAACCAACCAAGCAACCAAACCAACCAGCCAACCAAUCAUCAAAUGUUUAAAAUUUCCAUCUUUCUAAGGUCUCUAAUUUUAGUGUGAGUUAGUUUUAUCCUUAAUUAGAAAAACACGGCACACACAUCACCUUGAAAUGGGUGCUCAGGCAAAAACGAAUCAAAUGAAGAAUAUAUACAAAGUCGCCACACCAACACGCCACAAAUCUAAAAAAAAAAUGUAAUCGACUUUCACAAAGCAUGUUACGUUUCUCGUUUUAUGUGCCGUGUGAAUGGUUGACCCCUGAUGAAGAGCAUGUGUACGCGAAACAUCAGUGUCUUUGUGAAAGUCAGUUAUAUUUAUAUUAUAUUUAUUUAUGCAUUAAGUGGAUGCAUUUAUCCAUUUACAUUUACAAUUAUGCAUUUGGCAGACGCUUUUAUCCAGAGCGACUUACAUUGCAGUAACCUAUACAUUUAUACUUAGGUGUGUGCAAUCCCCUGGGAUCGAACCCACAACGUCAACACAAUGCUAUUACCACUGAGCUACAGGAAACCUCAGUUUAUCCAAAGUCACUUAGACUGCAUUGUACUAUACAUUUGUUUCGGAUUUUAUGCAAUCCCCUGUGAUCAAACCCAUGACCUUGGCAUGCUUGCACCAUGGUCUAACCACUGAGCCACAGGAAAGAGCAAAAGAUUAUUCGAAAGUUUUGGAUUUUUGGUGUGCCGACUUGUAUUUACAUUUACAUUUAUUCAUUUGGCAGACGCUUUUAUCCAAAGUUACUUACAAGUAGGGUGCAGUGGGCAGCUAUCAUUGCAGAGCAAACAGGGGUAAGGUGCCUUGCUCAAGGGCACUUCAGUCAUUUCCUGGUGGCACUGAGAAUUGAAUCAGCGACCUUCUGGCUAGAAGUCCAACUCUAUGACCACUAGACCACAACUGUAUUGUUUAUGUUCUUCAUCUGAUUAGUUGGAACUUAUCAAUCAAUGAAAAUGAAAGACAUCAGCAGAUGGGUUAUAUGCUAUAUAUAUUUGUACAGUAUAUAUAUGUACAGUGUCUACAAUAGUGAAAUUACACUACCCUAUAAACCACAAAAGGUGCAUUAAUCAUUUCUAUUGUGCAAACUAGUUUUCAAAUACAAUCUACUAGAAUUUGCUUUAGUAAUUCGCUAGUCAACUUUUAUAUACUGUAUGCACUCUUGUGUAAGACUAACAUCUCAAUCGUUUCGUUUACAAUAAUUGGUAAGACUGUAAAUAUAAGCUUCAGCAACUAUCAUUCAGUGUGACCCAUCAACUUCAUUUUCCAACUUGAUUUCAUUUUUAUAUCUUGUUCACUUCUCUCAGGUUCAGUUCAGUUGAAAUCCUUUUUCGUCAGCUCAAACCCAUAAUAUCCUUCUUAUAUGAUGGUAAUAACGGAAUGUGCCUUCAAUAUGUUUUGUGCUAUCAAAAUGACCUGGAGGUUGUCUGAUCUCGUCUCAUUCACUCAGCGGAACAUCAACUGCUCAGGUGCUCAGCUGUGUUUGCUCUCAGCAGAGAAUCAAUGAAUAUCUCUCUGUAAAUGCCUCAUUCGUCCGACAAAAAGAAAACAGCUUAAAAGCCUCAUUCCUUACAAAAUAAUUAGCUCUUUAGCACUUCACAGAAAUAGACAAUUAUAAGUACAGUAUUUCUGUAUACCGAACAUCUCAUCUUGUUUAGCCCAUGCUGCCAAUUUUAGAGACAAUAACAAAUGCAGUCUUGAAGGCUUGUUUUCACCCGUUCUCAAAGUGUUGACAGUUUGACUUCAAGAUUGGAGUCAACUGCAGCACACUGCACU
Messenger RNA from Triplophysa dalaica, 4420 nucleotides. It is a transcript of the gene mc5ra, whose product is annotated as melanocortin 5a receptor. The record is from RefSeq and is a predicted model, not a curated record. Gene Ontology annotation, biological process: G protein-coupled receptor signaling pathway. The transcript is spliced from 2 exons. Gene Ontology annotation, molecular function: melanocortin receptor activity. The coding region runs from base 216 to 1193 and encodes 325 amino acids. Gene Ontology annotation, cellular component: membrane. NCBI's taxonomy places the organism in Eukaryota, Metazoa, Chordata, Actinopteri, Cypriniformes, Nemacheilidae.